AUGUCUGCCGAGCAAGAAGAGUACGAGUAUUUCAAGAACGCCAGGGAGUAUCUGGAGUACUUCUACUCCGAUUUGACGGGGGAAAAGUGUCCAGACGAGGGGGAGUGGAUGCCUUGGAGCAUGGAACAGUUUCACCGGACCUUUAGCGAAGGCAAAGGUUUUGGAGGAAGACUUCUGGACAUAGGAUCAGGCCCGACAGUGUAUCAGUUGGGGGCCUUAGCGGAAAUAAAGAAAUGGAAGGACGGUAAUAAGCAAGCAUUUGAUUGGAGCCCCUUCGUGAAACACGUCGCUGGAUUGGAGGGCUCAAGAUGGGAGUCUCGGCAAGAACAGCUACGCAGCGCCAUCAAAGAUGCAGUUCCCUGUGAUGUAUUUAACACCAACCCCCUCCACCCGGCUGAGUUUGAGCCGUUCGACACCAUCAUUUCUGCUUACUGUCUGGAGUCGGCAUGUUACGACAAAGGAAGGUCUGCCUAUGCUCAAGCUGUAAGGAACAUCUCUACACUCCUAAAGCCUGGCGGAAACCUCAUCUUACAAACCUACAUCGGGGUUACCUACUGGGUGGACAAGGAAGGCAACAAGACACCGGAUUCCCUCUGUCUCGACACAGAGUUUGUGUUGACGACACUCUCCGAGGCAGGUUUUACAGAGCUGGAGACUUCUGAGUAUAAAUGUCCUGUGCGAGAGAAAGUUCAGUAUAGUGAUAUAAAGGGGAUGUUGCAUGUAACAGGAAAGAAAAUCUAACCGAGAAGCAACAAGAUCUCAUGCCUCUAUGAAAUAUUUAGAGUUUUUAUAAAUCAAUUGGUUUGUUAACAGUUUUCUUGUGUAUCUCAUUACCUGUAUGUCUAACAGUCACAGACGUAAAAGACUUACAAAGUAUAUCAUAUUUACAUAUACCUUGCAGUGAUGCAUGCAAAAAGAAAAUAGAUUGUGCACCUGAUUCCCUGCCUGUGUCUCGACACAGAGUUUGUGCUG
Messenger RNA from Branchiostoma belcheri (Belcher's lancelet), 972 nucleotides. RefSeq names its product nicotinamide N-methyltransferase-like. Gene Ontology annotation, molecular function: N-methyltransferase activity. Gene Ontology annotation, cellular component: cytosol. Bases 1 to 741 code for a protein of 246 amino acids. The record is from RefSeq and is a predicted model, not a curated record. The transcript has 5 exons. Lineage: Eukaryota; Metazoa; Chordata; Leptocardii; Amphioxiformes; Branchiostomatidae.